Molecule: messenger RNA, 7873 nt
Organism: Xiphias gladius (swordfish)
Lineage: Eukaryota; Metazoa; Chordata; Actinopteri; Istiophoriformes; Xiphiidae
Product: mucin-6
Exons: 4
Coding region: 151-5421 (1756 amino acids)
Biological process (GO): regulation of transcription by RNA polymerase II
Cellular component (GO): nucleus
Molecular function (GO): RNA polymerase II cis-regulatory region sequence-specific DNA binding; DNA-binding transcription activator activity, RNA polymerase II-specific
Source: RefSeq, a predicted model, not a curated record
CGUCACACAAAGCAGAGAGCGCGUCUGUCCAUGGGAAGGAGCCAUGUUGAACCAGUUCCUAAUACCAUGUUUCAAAUAACGCUACAGUAAAUCUGCUGUCAGAAGUGGACUCACGGCGAAACUCGGACAAACGGUAAGACCAUAGCAAAAAUGUCAGCGGACGACUUUCAGACCAAAUACGCUUCUGUCAUGGAGAGCAUGCUCAAGAGUGCCAUCGCAGAGACCACCAAACUUUUCGAAACUAUGGUCGACGACCUGAAGGCAGAAAUAUCCAGAAUCAAGAAGGAGAACGAGGACCUCAAGACAAGAUGCAGCCAGUUUGAGAAUGGGAAAAGCCAUGCGACCGAUUACACCGGAGAAAGUGAGCCUCUUCCACGGCCAAGCGACGGCUCUGAGAAACGUGACACGGCGGUUCAAUGUGACCUUGUUCCUUUUCGAACCAUGCGAGUGGAACAGUGUCAGCCAUUGAGAAAUUCAUCACUGCAAAACCAACAUAAACAAUGCAGUUAUGAGGAGAUGGAGUACGGUUUGCAUGAGCACAACUAUGAGACCCAUGGGGAGGGAAAUUCUCAAAUGGCAUUUAUACUUGUGAAACAGGAGGAAGCUUAUGAUGAUGAUUCUUUGCGGCCUAUCUUGAAGCAGGAGGAGGUUGAACCCACUGAUGUCUGUGGCCAAGUCUCUUGUGGAACUCAAAAUGAAGGGCCUCUCAUUAACAUGGAAUGUUCAACUAGAGAAGUGCCUGAAAAAGUUGAAGAGACACAGGUGGCUGUGGAACUACCCUUUUUGGGAAUGAAUAGUGAUUUACAAGGAGCCCAGAACCAAUCAUCUGAACCAGAGCAUUCACUGUUCAUCUCAUUAAGUGCAAUAAAACGUGACACGGAAGACGCGACAGAGGGAGAACUUGUAAUAUCUGAAGAACAACCAUUGGUGACUGCUCAGCAACAGUCAGUGGUUGAACCCCUUGAAAAAGAGCAACCAUCAAUCGUCCCCCAACAAUGUCAAAGAGAGGGAGAAACAUCAGUAAAUGAACAAACUGAUGUUACUCUGCAACAAUAUGCAGAUGUGCGUUGUACUGAAGAAAAGUUAGAGGCCACAUCACAAAACAAAGAAAUAGCCUGUGAAGAACUAAAAAGUGGCAUGGCAGAAGAUGAGGCUAGUUCCCAUCCAGUACACCAUAGAAGAGGAAAGCCGCCAAAGAAAGUUAAACAUCUACAGCAGCCAGUGAAAGAAAUACUUGAGUUACCAUGUGCUGAUGUUACAACUGAGCAAGAGGUGGUAAAUUCCCUUUCAGUAAGAGCUGAAGAGCUUGAGGUCUCUUCUGCAGUUGACACAGUGAAAACCACUGUAUCUGAGUCUCUGCAAAUAUUUCCAGGUAAGCCUAAAAAGACUUCAUCCAUUAUCACUCCAUCGGUCCAGGAGAGAGCAAACAAUGCUUUAGGAGAUGUGGAGAACAGUAAGGUUGUUUUGCCUGUUUCAGUAGCAUCUUUGACUAGAGGAUGUUCCUCUGAAAAGGAAGAACCACCUGCCUCUCAACAGCUUUCCAUGGAAAUGGAAUCUCCAUCCACUGAAGUUUCAUCUGCAACUGAAACACUAAACUCUGCACCAGCAGGGUCACCACAAGCACCAUCAGUUCAGCUCAGAGCAUGCUGCACCUCAGUAACUCUUCAGGAUGCAAUGCUACUUGUUGAAGCAAUGAAUCAGCCAACAAUGGAAAAUACAAUCUCCUCUCCAAAAAGAAUGGCAGCACCACUCCAAACACAAUGUUCUCCCUGUGUGGGUACCUUACAAACUGUGGACCAGGUCCCAGCUGAGCAGCAGACACCACUGCUACCUACUGAAACUCUUGAAGCCGCAGGCAGUCUACCCAUAGCAGGGCUGUCCACAGCAGAAUCAACAGUAAAGACACUUAGCGCCAAUUGUCAUGUUAUAGAAUCCACUCCAACCAAUGAAGCUCAGGUCCACUUGAAGGCCGUCAUACCAAAACGGCAACAUGCGGUCAUUCCAUCCAAUACUGCUACACCACCAAUGCGAUCAUUAACUGUUGCAACUCAAACAAGUGCACAGUCACAGCAGCACCUUCCCAAUCCUCUGAUAACAUCGGUAGCACCAUGUAAACCGAGUAACGCCUUACCUCAUAAAAUAAUUGUUGUGCCAAGAUCAGUACCCUCAUCAAUGCCUCAUACAAUUGCGGCACUUUCACAAACCCAGGUUCCUACUUUUGUGUCAAAGGUUGUUGCUGCAAAGAAUAAUAGUUUACGUCCCGCUUCUACUUCUGUAAGCUUACCCCUUGGAACAACUUCCUUUUCUUCUGACCCUCAGAAAACAAUAUAUGUUACCUCCAGGAAGUUGCUUCCUGUUGUCCCUUCACAAUUGACCGCCACCUCAACAGACCAGAAGUCACGGAUUCUACCACACCCAAAAAUAACAAUUAUAAUUCCAAGACAGGUGUCAGCUGUGGCAUCAAGGACACAUCAGUCACAGACAAUUGUUCUUACAACAAACCAGGAGUCAGCUGAACCAGCUGCUGCUGUUACAGUGUCAUCGUCACAGUUGAUUUCUUCGUCACAGGAGUUGGAUGCACAAACCACAUCAAAUGAAGUGGCUACAAUAUCAUCUCAAAAGAGGGAUAAUACAACUGACAACUUGGAAUCUCCCAAACAAACUGCCUUUUUUUCUGGAACAACGGAUGCAUCUACAGAAACUUGUACGAGUUUAAAAAUAUCAGUUCCAACUGGGCUAGUGCCAGCCUGUGUGUCUCCAUUGGAACAAAAACUCUCUGCAGUGGUCAGAUUAACAAGGCUGCCAUAUUCAGUAUCAACCGAAGAGUCAGUGUUAGUCUCAAGAGUGCUUUCAAAUGCAUGUUCUCAAACUCAGUCCGUUUUGAAAGACUGUACCACAGAAGAGAAACCAUCAUCUCUGGUCAUAUCAACACACCCAUCAGAGAUACCAGUGGUAUCCACUGACAUUUGUCACAGUUUGAAAGAAACAUCAGUUUCUGUGUCUGUAAAUAGCUCUCAGAUGUCAGAAGAGCAAAAUAAUAUUCAAGAGAUGGCAUUGUUAUCCUCUGAAACAUGCACCAUUUUGGAGGAGUCAUAUAUCAGCGGGUAUGUGCAGCCAUCUACACAACCCAAGGUUUCAGCACCAGUGUUGGAGAAAUCAUCAGUCGCCGUCAGCACAACGGAACCUUCAGCUGUUGAACUUACUUCUAAUUUGCAGGAAAUAAUCAGAAAUGCAGUGCAAGAUUGCGCACUGCCUAAUGAUCCACCUACAGCAGAGAAACAAUCAGCUGCCCUCAUACAGCUAACACCCAUCACGUCCAAGGACAAAACUGAUCCUCAUUUACAGAUGACUAAAAUCCAGUUCCUGGCGCAGCUGGCAGUGUCACCUAUAGUUCAUGCCCCGAAAAAGGCCUCCUCUAAUGACUUUGCGGAUACCAGGGCUUCUAGUGCAGAAACCGGCACCAGUGGCAAGAAAAGGUUACAGAAAAACUCCCUUGUGGCCCGACUCCAAAGUCACCUCAAAACUCACGUGCAAACCAGAAGAACUAAAACAAGUCCAGAACCUUGCACAGAAACAGAGAAUACUGUUAUAAACCCUAAGAAACCUAGAUUAGAGAAUGACGGUCCAAACGAUAAAAACACAACCAGUGAGCCUAUUCCCAUUAGCCUGAAAAAGCCAGGUGUGGUUGAAGAUGUUACAUCUCUUAAUAAGACUACCGAUGACCCCAUUCACAAUAGUCCUACGAGAACUAGACAAUGUAAAGAUGCUUUCAGACCCAAGAGGAGUGUUAGUGCACCAACUAGGAGGUCAAAGGCUACUAGUCAGUCCACUCCUGUGAAUCCUAGGAGGUGUAAUUCAGGUAGAGAUGGUGCAGGCUCUAAAAAUAUUAAAUCCACUUCUGUUAGUCCUCGAAGGUCUAAAUCAACUAAAGAUGGCGCUAGCCCUAAAAAGACUAAAAAUGGUGCUAGCCUUAAAAAUACAAAAUCCACUUCUGUGAGCCCUAAGAGGUCUAGUUUGACUAGAGAUGGUGCUAGCCUUAAACAAACUAAAUCCAUUACUGUGAGUCCUAAAAGGUCUAGUUCAACUAGAGAACGUGCUACACUCAAAAAGACUGAAUCCUCUGCUUUUAUUCUUGGGACUUCUAGUUUAAGGGAACGCGGUACAUGCCUUAAAAUGUCUACCAGUGAAUUGAUUUCUGUCAUCCGUAGGAGGUCUACUCCCCGUCCAGACGGUUCGAGCACUAAUCAGAUUAAAAGGGAAUCCAGUUCUUUAAGUCCUAGGAGGAGAACCACAGGUAGAGCUAUCGCUAAAACAAAGAGCGAAACUGGUUCGACGAGUGGUAGGUGGCCUAAAUUGGCUAAAGAUGGCGUCAGUCCUAGAAAGACUGGGGAAUCCACUCCUACUAAGAAGCCCAAAUUAAUUCAAGACAGUGCUGGUCCUAAAAAGAAUUUAAGAGUUUUGAAUGCUAAAAAGUUAGCUAAAGCAACAGCCAAAACAAUAGGUAAAAUUAAAAAUUCCAAUCAAUCCAAACUGCAGGAUGGAUCUAAAACAAACCAGUUAGCAGAGAUCCAAGCCAGCUGUGAGGCUGUGAAAAAAUAUACGGCUAAAGCUGUGUGGAUCCCUCCCAGAAUGCCAGCCAGUAAAACAGCGUUAGCAGGGGGAAAGAGGUCAUCACUGUUACCAGUGAAGAAAGAGACGAGAUCCUCAAUAUCCCAGAAUCAUACAGUAGUUUACCCCCCUAGUGUUUCUCUCCACCCCAUACCUGUCAAAGCACCACCUAUUAUAUCACCAUUACAGCCUUUGUCGGUCAUUGGUGGGCGUCUGCUAAAGAAUCAGUGUGGGGAGUGUGGCCGCAUACUCAGCAGCAGUGCUGCCCUUGAGAGCCAUGUCAGUCUCCAUACAGGACGCCGACCCUUUUCGUGCACGCUCUGUGGAAAGAGCUUCCCAGACUCCAAAGGUUUAAAACGGCAUGGCCGGGUGCACCGCAAUGGUAGGAUCCAUAUCUGCCAGCAGUGUGGGAAGGGCUUCGUCUACCGUUUUGGCCUCACCAAACACCUCCGGAUGGUGCACAGCAGGAUUAAACCUUUUGUCUGCCAGAUAUGUAACAAAGGAUUCUUCACAAAGCGAGAUGUGGAAGCCCACAUACGGAUCCACACUGGAGAGAAACCAUUCCACUGUAACCUCUGUGAAAAGAAAUUCACAAGGAGAGUAGAACUAAAUGUACAUUUGAGGUGGCAUAACGGAGAGAAGAGACACUGGUGCCCAUUCUGCGGAAAAGGAUUUUUAGAUUUAAAUAACCUGAAAAGACAUAAGUAUAUCCACACAGGGGAGAAACCCCAUUCCUGCCCACACUGCUCUAAGCACUUCACACAGUCAGGUCACCUGAAAAAGCAUGUUAAAAAUGUACAUAAAUUCCAGUGAGACAGGGAUACAGACGAUGCCACCCUGUUCCACUAAGAAUGAUAAUUUUUAUAAUGAGAGAUAUUACGUCUUGUAAUAUGAGAAUAUAUAAGGGAUUUUUUGGGUUUUGCUUUGACGCAGUGUUUUUGUAAAAGAAAUCCAAAUGGAGAGUUUCCCUUGUUGUGUUGUUUAUUAGAGGAUGAUGUCUUUUAUUGUAGGUUUAUAAAUGCUUAAAGGAAUAGUUCAACAUUUUGGGAAAUACUUAUGCGCUUUCUUGCCGAGAGGCAGACAUAUCACUGUCAUGUUUGUCUGUGACGUAUGGAGCUGGAGCCAAAAGGCGAUUAGCUUAGCAAAGACUGAAAGCAGCACAUCUAAAGCUAAUAAAUGAACAUGAAUCUCAUUUGUUUUAAUUGUGAAAAACACAAUAUGUGGUGGUAACAGGUUUGCAUCUCUGCUGGAUGCCAGGCAACCUCACAGUGAAGAUAAUACUGGGAAACCAUUGUGCCUGGCUCUUGUUUUACAAGACACUGUUGCAGUACACAUGUUAUUUGGUGAUCCUUAGAUGUGUUGGUAGGCACAUUUUUGAGCUUUGGACAGAGAAGGGUCUUUAACCUAAGAUGAGCUAAUCGUCUCCCAGCUCCAGCUCCGCAUUUAACAUUAAGAUAUGAGAAUGGUCUCUCCCAGCAAGAAAACAAAAGUGCGUCUGAGUAAAUUGAAAAGUGGAGACUUGAAUGACGAUGAUGUCUUACAUCUCUCAGUAAAAUAAUUUCUUAAACUGAGGUUUGUUACUAAGGAUAUGUGUGUGUAAAAACAGCAUUUUUUUUUUUUCUUUUAUUGACUAAUGAAAAUUUAUAUUAAUUUAUUUGAACUAAUAAUUCCUUCCUUUUUUUUUGUUUUGUUUUUUUUUUUGUUUUAUUGAAAAGGUGAUAUCACAAGACUUUUUAGAUAACACAAGACCCAGCUUUAAAACACUGUAUCUCUUACUAGAGAAAAAUACUAGUGUUAAUCUGACACCAACCUCGAGUAGCCUCUGUAAUGUAAAUGAAACCCUAAGCCUCUGAAACUAAAAAUGGUCGAAUAUACCUAAUAUUUGAAUAUUUCACAGCUGUUACUGUGAGUUUGGGAACAAUUAGUAAAUGUUUGAAAAAAAAUUUGAAUUGUAAGUAGGUAUUUAACUGUAAAAAUGUCAAUAGUUUGAGUUGUUUUUAUAAUUUAGAUUACUCAUAUUGCUGUUUCUUUCGUUACAUUGCUUUUCAUUGCUGUUGUUACAAAAAUAGCAAUAAGGGUUAAUUGUACUGCUGGUGCAAUAACUUACCACCUCAAAAAAAGGUUAUAAAGGUGCAUUUACACUGGACUGAAGCAUAUUUUCAUGUACAAAUUUGACCACUGGAAUGUUUUUUGCGGUCUAUUUAAUUCAUGCCAAUGAAUCUGACUGUACAGUCAUAGUGUGUCCACUUAUGUAUCUUUGUGCCUCAGACCAGACUCUGAUUUACAACUUACCUGGAGCUGCAGACUGUCAUUUUUCUCCUCACCUUCUGUACAGUCAUGAAAUGGAGGCAUAUAGUUCAUAUCACUCAAGUUGAUAUAUUUUCAGUUUUGAGCAGACACACAUUGGUCUCAGUUCAUGUCGCCUUGAAUAAAUUCUUAUCUGGUUAUGUUUACAUUAAUUUGAGUGUGUUUGUUUGCCUUUAAUUUUGGCUUUAUGUUCAGUCUAAAAACACAUUAAGAGGAUGGGUCACUGUCCCAUAAGUAGCACUAGGGUACAGCCUUAGCAGUGCUGUGUUGAUAGAGCAAAUUCAAAGUCUGACCAAAGAUGGAAUAAACAUUAUUUUCUAGUUGUGUCAGAUUGCACAAAAGACGGUUUAGAUGUCUGUCAAAUGUUAAAUGUCCUUUUUGUCUGAAAGACAUGUUAAAGCUUGUUUCCCAUUUUCUCAAAGUGCUAACUACAUUCAAACAGUUGUUAAACAACACUAAUCCAUCCAUCCUCUUAUAAUUCUAAAGCCUAUUUAAGAAACUUCAAAUAUUAUGGAUUUAUGUUGAUUUGACCUUGAUCAUAAAGAUGUAUAUUUUCUUGGUCCUGUCAUUUGAGGAAACAGGUGAUAAAUGUAGAGAGGUCCAACUAAUCCGCUUCUUUGCGCUUUUCUGUCAGAAAACAUUUGAUUUAUUUUUUUUAUUUUUUUUAAUGAUUUUUGAUGUUGAUCAACUUUGUCAUUUUUCUUCUGUAAGGACAUUGCAAAUUCAGAUCAUUUAUAUUUCCACAAAGACUUUCUAUAAGCUGUGAUUAGAUUUUAUGAAACAUGUAGAAUUUAGAUUAGUGUAGAAUAAUGCCCUGCAGUUAAUGUGUCACAAACUAACCAACUAACACCAGUACUUUGUGUCAGUAUUAUUACAGUUCAGGUAAUACCUUGAGAUAAGGAGAUUGUGGGCAAGCACAUCAAAAGUGUUAAAGGGGUUGUUACCCCCAAAGUCACAC